UAUGAUGCUCCUAAAGACAUGAGUGCUCUUACACAAGCACAAAAGGAUCAGCUUAAUAGCAUCAAGAAAAAGGAUCAAAAGGCCGUUUCUCUCAUCCACCAAGCAUUGGAUGAGGUUACCUUUGAGAAGGUUUCUAAUGCCACCACAGCAAAGGAGUUGUGGGAGAAGCUUCAAGCUGCCUGUAAAGGAAAAGAAAAGGCAAAGAAAGUUCACCUCCAAAAUUUGAGAGGUGAAUUUGAAGCUGUCCAAAUGAAUGAGACAGAAAAGGUGUCAGAUUAUAUUUCAAGGGUCAUGGGGAUUGCCAACCAGAUGAGAAGGCUUGAUGAAGAGGUGACUGAUUUAAGGAUAAUUGAAAAAAUUCUUAGAUCAGUUACGGAGAAGUUUGAUUAUGUGGUGAUGGCCAUUGUAGAAUCAAAGGACUUGGAAGACAUGACUGUUGAAGAGUUAAGUGGUUCACUUGAAGCACAUGAGGAGAAGCUCAAUAGAAGAAAGAAAGAGCCUGUGGAGCAGAUUCUACAGUCAAGACUUUCUCUGGGUGAUAAAGAACAAAAGGGAGGCACAAGUCAAGGAGGACGAGGUCGAGGUCGAGGCCGUGGACGCAGUCAUGUCGUGGUCGAGGACAUGGAAGAGGAGGAAGAAGUAUUUGGCAACAAUGUGAAAGCCAAUUUCUCUCAAGACGAAGAUAAAGAAGUUAAUGAAGAGGUGGAGACAACUCUCUUGUUGGCCUGCAAAGAUACGAAGAAUGAAGGAAAGCACUCUUGGUACCUUGAUACUGGAGCAAGCAACCACAUGUGUGGAAACAAAGAAUUAUUUGUGGAGCUUGAUGAGAAAGUUGUCGGCAACAUCACCUUUGGAGACUCCUCCAAAAUACCAGUGAGGGGUAAAGGUAAAAUUCUGAUACGCAUGAAGGGUGGAAAUCAUCAAUUUAUCUCAAAUGUUUAUUAUGCACCUGACAUGAAGAGUAAUAUUUUGAGUGCGGGCCAACUGUUAGAAAAGGGAUAUGCUGUUUUCACAAAAGGUUGCAGUUUGUACUUGAAAGAUUCUGCAGGAAGCUUGAUUGCCAAAGUCUCAAUGUCAAAGAAUUGUAUGUUUGCUAUGAACAUACAUACAGAUGUGGCUAAAUGCUUAACAUCUUGUUAUAAAGAUUCUUCAUGGCUGUGGCAUUUGAGAUUUGGGCAUAUGAACUUUGGAGGACUUAAGGCUAUGGCUAGCAAAAGAAUGGUGAAAGGCUUGCCCUCGGUAAUCAACCUGAUCAACUUUGUGAAGGUUGUCUUCUUGAAUUUUAAAGCACUUGUGGAGAAGGAAAGUGGCUUUAAAAUCCAAGCAUUGAGAUCUGACAGAGGAGGUGAAUUCACUUCUAAAGAAUUUCAAGAGUUCUGUGCUGCCAAUGGAGUUCGCCAUUUUCUUACUACCCCAGGAUCGCCACAACAGAACGGAGUGGUGGAAAGGAAAAACAAAACCAUUCUAAAUAUGGCAAGAAGUAUGAUGAAGACCAAGAAGAUGCCAAGAGAGUUAUGGGCUGAAGCUGUUGAGUGCGCAGUCUACUUGUUGAACCGCUGCACAACAAAAGCAAUUGAAAAUAAAACUCCAAUUGAAUUAUGGAGUGGAAGAAAGCCCUCAGUCCAUCACCUAAAGGUGUUUGGAAGCAUUGCAUUUGCCCAUGUUCAUGAUGGAAAGCGCACCAAGCUUGAUGACAAGUGCAAGAAGUAUGUGUUUGUUGGUUAUGACUAUAGAACAAAAGGAUACAGGCUUUAUGAUCCAGAAGGUGGCAAAGCAGUCAUCAGUAGAGAUGUGGAUUUUGAUGAAGAAGCCAUGUGGGAUUGGAAAUCUCAAGAAGAGAAUUAUGAAUUUCUUCCGUCUUUUGCAGAAGAAGAUGAUGAAGAAGAAAGGCAAGAAAUCAUCACUCCCUCAGCAUCACUGUCUCGUGGUGAAAUUUCAUCCCCAGAAGGAAGCUCAAGUGAAGGGCCAUUGCGAACAAGGAGGCUCAGUGAUAUAUAUCGAGAAACUGAAGAAAUUGAAGAAACUAAUGAUGUUACACUAUUUUGUCUUUUUGCAGACAUUGAGCCUAUUAACUUCAAUGAAGCUGCCAAAGAUGAAAAGUGGAGAAAAGCAAUGGACGAGGAGAUGAAUGCAAUUAAAAAGAAUGAUACUUGGGAGCUAGUCACUCUUCCUCAAGGACAUGCUGCUAUUGGAGUGAAAUGGGUGUUCAAAGAGAAGAAGAAUUCUAAAGGAGAGGUAGAAAGAUACAAAGCAAGGCUCGUGGCUAAAGGCUAUAAACAGAAACAUGGCAUUGACUAUGAAGAGGUUUUUGCACCGGUAGCUCAUCUGGAGACGAUAAGGUUGAUAAUUUCUCUAGCAGCUCAAAACAAGUGGAAGAUUUUCCAAAUGGAUGUCAAGUCAGCCUUCCUAAAUGGCUUUCUUGAAGAAGAGGUGUAUGUUCAACAACCUCUCGGCUAUGUUGUAAAGGGUGAAGAGAACAAGGUGCUUAAACUGAAGAAAGCUCUCUAUGGCUUGAAACAAGCUCCAAGAGCUUGGAAUUGUAGAAUCGAUAGAUACUUUCAGAAGAAUGGCUUUGUCAAGUGCCCUUAUGAAUAUGCUCUCUACGUAAAGGUGAGCAAUGGUGGAAUUUUAAUUGUUUUCCUGUAUGUAGAUGAUCUAAUCUUCACAGGCAAUAAUCCAAGGAUGUUUGAAGAAUUCAAAAGGGCAAUGAGCAAUGAGUUUGAAAUGACAGAUAUAGGACUCAUGUCCUAUUAUCUUGGCAUAGAAGUGAAGCAGAUGGAGGAAGGGAUCUUCAUUUCACAAGAAAAUUAUGCGAGAGAGGUGAUUAAAAGAUUCAACAUGAGCAAUUGUAAACCAGUGAAUACUCCGGUUGCCGGUGGCAUGAAGCUGUCCAAGUUUGAAGAAGGUGGAAGUGUGGAUGCAACUCUUUUUCGGAGUUUAGUUGGAAGUUUGAGAUAUUUAACUUGCGCAAGACCUGAUAUUUUGUUCGGAGUUGGAUUGGUUAGUCGAUAUUUGGAGGCUCCUACAACAGUUCAUCUAAAGGCAGCAAAGAGGAUCCUUCGCUAUAUAAAAGGUACUACUGAUUUCGGGUUAAAUUACUUUGCCUCUAAUGAGUUUACUCUUAGAGGUUUCAGUGACAGUGAUUGGGCCGGAGAUAUUGAUGAUAGAAAGUGCACCACUGGAUGUGUGUUUUACAUGGGUGAUACAGCUUUUACUUGGAGCUCGAAAAAACAACCCAUUGUUACUCUGUCAACUUGUGAAGCAGAGUAUGUUGCUCUUAAUUCUUGUGUAACUCAUGCAGUUUGGUUGAGGAAUUUGAUAAAGGAGCUUCAUGUCACACAAAAGGGCUCAACAAAAAUAUAUGUUGACAACAAAUCUUCAAUUGCAUUGGCAAAGAAUCCUCAAUUUCAUGAACGAAGCAAACAUAUUGAUACCAGGUAUCAUUAUGUGCGCCAGUGUGUUGAAGACAAAGUGGUGCAGCUAAUUUUUGUGAAAUCUCACGAUCAGAUGGCAGACAUCCUUACCAAGGCUCUCAAGUUUGAUGAUUUCAAGAAAUUAAGAAGCUGUCUUGGAGUUGGAAAAAGUCAUGUUUAAAGGGGGGUGUUGAAAGGAUAAACAUGCCUUGAAUAUCCAGUUCAUGUAUCUGGUAUGAAUAGUAUUUAAUAAUGUAUCUAGGAGAAUGGGAUUCAUGUAUACCAGUUAAUUAGGAAAGAACCAGUGUUUGUGAUUUAUCUAUAAAUAACUUUGUAAGUUCUUAUUUUCAAUGAAGUAAAUACAGAGAAAUAUAGUCUCCAAACUCUCCUCUCUUCCACUGUAGAAUCCUCAUAAGUCCAGUUAUA
This is a messenger RNA of Rubroshorea leprosula, 3839 nucleotides long. Lineage: Eukaryota; Viridiplantae; Streptophyta; Magnoliopsida; Malvales; Dipterocarpaceae. The record is from the annotation of a GenBank genome assembly.